Fusarium venenatum is the source of this 546-nucleotide messenger RNA. RefSeq lists its product as uncharacterized. The record is from RefSeq and is a predicted model, not a curated record. NCBI's taxonomy places the organism in Eukaryota, Fungi, Ascomycota, Sordariomycetes, Hypocreales, Nectriaceae.
AUGUCUGACCAGCCCCAGCCUUCCACUCUGAAGUCCGUCAUCGACUCUACCACUGGUGCUGUCCAGAAUGCUAUUGGCAGCUUGACUGGCAACACAAGCGACCAGGCUGCUGGCGACCUCAAGAAGCAGAAGGCCGAGGCCGAGCACGAUGCUUCCCACGCUACCGCUAAGCUCCCCGGUGUCACUCUCUCUGGCUCUGGUGCUGCUGCCAAGGACGACCCCAACCGCACUGAGGGUUCUUGGAAUCAGACUGCUGGAUCCGCCAAGGAGACCAUCGGAGGUCUUAUCGGCAACGAGUCCUUGAAGCAGCAAGGUCGUGAGCAGAACCUCGAGGGACGCAACCAAGAGGCCAAGGGUCAGCUCAGUGACCUCGGGUCUGGCCUCAGCGAACGUGUUCAGGGUACUGUUGGAGGUGCCGUCUCCAACCUUACCGGUGACAAGGAGAAGGAAGCUCACUAUGACGAGCUACGUGCCGAGGGCAAGACCCGUCAGCGUGGCGUAGAGCAUGAUGUCCAGAAGCAAGCUGAGGCUGAGCACCGCGGUUAA